Molecule: messenger RNA, 486 nt
Organism: Blastomyces gilchristii SLH14081
Lineage: Eukaryota; Fungi; Ascomycota; Eurotiomycetes; Onygenales; Ajellomycetaceae
Exons: 2
Coding region: 1-486 (161 amino acids)
Source: RefSeq, a predicted model, not a curated record
AUGUUAACCUUCACUUCAAAAGCGAAUUUCGAGUACGCCAUCCGCGCAUGGAAAUGGGUAAACGAGGGUGAGACCCAUAAAUUCAUCAUGAUCGCGGAUGAUCCAAGCUGUGGUCGUCUUGGUGAGCGAGUCCCCUACUUGAUUCACGAUGCGGACUACGAUGAGAAUAAUUUCAUUGCCUAUCUUUAUGGCGAAGAGAAAAAAUGGGAAGAAGUAGCUCAUACUUUUGACCUCGAGUAUGGCAGCGCCGAAUUGCCCGACUCCUCUCAAUCGCUUCACAAACGCCUGGGGAUUUUCGAAGAAGAUCCAAUCAGAUCUAUGAGACUAGACUGCUUUGACUGUGGCACAUCUGGUCGCUUUCGAGGCCAGAUGAAAAUCAAAGUCAAGUGGCUGAAGCCACAGGAGGUUCCCCUGACUAUUUCGCCGGACAAGGUUCGAGGAGAUCUAGGACUUAAACUCACCACCAAGAGACAAAAUCCCCGGUAG